This is a messenger RNA of Suillus fuscotomentosus, 945 nucleotides long. RefSeq lists its product as uncharacterized. NCBI's taxonomy places the organism in Eukaryota, Fungi, Basidiomycota, Agaricomycetes, Boletales, Suillaceae. The record is from RefSeq and is a predicted model, not a curated record. Bases 199 to 741 code for a protein of 180 amino acids. The transcript has a single exon.
CGAUCAUCACAGUCUUUUGCCGACGCCCUCCACAUGUUCUCCCUUCCAUUCCCUAUUCCUUCCCCAUACUGCUUCGGUCCCGAUCAUCUCUUUGUUGACGUCCUCCAGCAUUCUCCACAUGUCCGCCCUCCCCUUUCUUCCCCCAUUUGGCCUCAACCCCUAACUCUGCGCCCAACUUCACUAAGUUGAUCGCCGACGAUGCCACGACGAUACCAACACUCAUUGCUACUCACUUGUGGGCGCUUGUAUGUACAUUUGAUCUCGACUUUCAAGGGUGUUUACGGAUCAGAGGUUGGGAGACAGCCAACCGGAAGGGGAGAGUUUCCUGAUCGGGGAUGCCAUCUUGGUUGGCAUAUCUUCUUUUGUCUACUACCGUUAUCUGAGAAAACAACUGUUCGACAAGUGACAUAUCUCCAUGGCCAUGUGGUGCUUUUGUACCUUUUGCAGUCAUAUGUAUUUAGUAUGUUGUCAAAGUGCACCUGUAAGACCUCUCUUCGAUGGCGUGCUGCACGAAGUUUUAUUAUUCCCUUGAAGUGCAUACUUCUUAUGUUUUCCAGCAUUCGAGGAGAGUGGUCGCUUAUUGUACUGACAUUGAUAAGUAGCAGUUCUCAAGACCCUGCAGGCACGCACGACGAUAUUCAAAAACAAAAACGCGCAGGGUCCUGCUGUCUGGUUCUGUGCGUCUGUCGCAAGCAAGCGAAAGACACGCAUGUUACAGCCGUGACAAUCGAUCAUUGGUAGCGGAAUUAUUCGUCAAACUUCCACUGAUUCGACCAAUCGAUGGGAGCAAGAUGAGGCGGCGAAAGCAGUUGUACGGGUACCAGGUUGACCGCUAUACCCUUCAUUGGUUGACGAUGGGCCGCGACCUGUCGGGAUCGUUUUAUUUUUAUUUUUAUUAUCUGACUGCUGUUAGUGCGGAGUAAUAGAGGCGGGCCCUGGCGGGCC